CUCAAAAGUUGCUGGAGUUGGACCAGUCACUGCUGGGGCAAUGUGACUUUGGUGCGCUUGGUAAUAACAGAGCAGCACUGUUGUUUUCCUUCUCUUCCUCUAUGUUAGGACUAUUUAUUUUAAGGCGUCUGUCGAGUAUGAAUCACGGGAAUGGAGAGAUGGACUGGCGGUGGACAGUUUUCGCACUGUUUCUGAACUUUCAGUUCACUUACGGGUCUCCCUCAUCUUAUGACUUGUUCCAGGGGUCUCCAUACACCGGAGCGGUGCACAGACACAGGAAUAGGAACUGGUGUGCCUAUGUGGUGCGCAGGAACGUGAGCUGCGCCGUGCAGGGGAGUGUGGAGAGCUUCCAGGAGCCCGUAGUGGCCCCCUGCCCGGCCUACCAGCCCGACUGCCAGCAGCAAGUGACAUACCACAAUCGAUUUCGCCCCACAUACAAGAUUGCCUUCAAGACAGUCACAGAGUUAGAGUGGAGAUGCUGUCCUGGAUACCAAGGUCCAGACUGUAAAGAUUUAAAACCACCCCCAGACCCACAAAGAGUUCAGGGAAUACAGCCAUACCUACCACCAAAUCCUGGACAUACAACCAGACACACACAGAGACCAGAGCGGAGAGAGACAGGUCACCAUGAGAUGAGGCACGGCGGGACGGAUAAGGUGCAUCUUCUGGAAGGUGAAGUUCAGCGACUGUCUCAAACAGUCCUGGAUCUUCAGUCGGCUUUGACAGGGUUGACCGACAACCUCCGCACAGACCUGCAGGAAGACACGAAGAAGAUGCUGGUGACACUUAUCAACAAUAUACAUCCACCAGACAGUGCCACAGCCACAGGCACAGAGGAGAGCCCGGCAGUGCUUGAUGGUCAUCAGGCUACUAGAGGUGGGCUUGCUGGAGACAAGGCUAUAGAAAAAAUAGAGGCCCGGUUGGAUGACAUCAACAAUGCACUGAAAAGCAAGGAUGAAGCUUUGGAAGACUUAAGAGGAACCAUGACAAGUCAUGAGGGGCAGAUCCGUGUCCUGAUGGAUGCCUCUCAAUCUCAGACUCCAUCCAUGGUGGAGUUUGAUGUUAUACAAACCUACAUUGAUGGAAAAUUUGAAAAGCUUAAGAAGGAGCUAGACCAGAACGUGGAGGAACACAUGACCAAACUACAAAGCUCUUGCAAUGACAAGAUCGAGACCUUGCAGAAGACCUGUGAAGACAACCGUGACCAAGGUUUGGUCAGCCUAACCAAGCUGGUUGAUACCAAGGAGGCCGACCUGAGAAAGGAGAUUAGGGCACUACGUCUGGAUAUGGCUGCUGCAGAUGGACCUGUACGAACCCAGAGGCAGACAGAACUGUCCAAACCAGAGGAGGAUCAUAGUGACCACAAAGACCUCUGGCGAGAGAUUGACCGCAUCGCAGAGGCUCACCGCAUCCUGAAUGUCCGCAUUGACAAUGAGCUGGCGCACCUCAGCUCAGCACCGCAGGAAGACAAUGAUUUCAGUCUACUGGUUGAAGAGCUUGAGGCACGCAUUAAUAUCACGGAGCAAAACGCAGAGACUCACUGUUUCUAUAUUGAAGAGAAGCUGACCCGUACAAUUGCCGAGGAAGUGGCAGCACUGCGACAGCUGCUGAAGGAGCGCCUGAACACCAUGGAGGACCAGUUCACAAACAUGCUGGUGGAAAUGAGCAACAACUCCUUCCCUGGGAUGUUUAGUGACUCUAUGGAUGCCAUCCAGGCAGAAGUCAACAACAAUAAGUUCCUCAUCCAAGGCUUGGAUGAUAAGGUCAACGCUGUAGGAGAGUUAUGCUCUUCAGGAUGUUCAGGUUCAGGAAUUUCUGUAGGUGCAGUGAGUUCAUCACAACCACCGAAAACUCUAGAAAACAUUUUGAAGGAUUUGAGUCGAUAUAGAAAUGACUUGGAUGUUCUUCACACAGAUGUGAGUACCAACACACAGAAACUCAGGCAACUGGAAGACGUAGUUCAAAGGCAGACAGUCACAAAUGAGAGACGUGCUCAGACGAUGGAUGACUUCCAGAAGGGAUUGAUUAAUCUCCAAGAUAAUGUGCUUGGUCUGGCUACUGGUGUCACCACACUAAGUGACUCCUUGAAAAAAUACGACCAGGAUUUGUACAGAAUGAACAUGACAUGCUGCCAUGCAAGGCAAAGUGGUACUGGGAGUCCAUCAAGGGACAACUGGGCAUCAGUCAUUACUGGUCCCAACAGUCAGGCAGAUGAUACCAAGCGUGAGGUGGACGAGCUGAAGCACAAGCUUGACACGCUCAGUCAACAGGUGUCAUCUGAACUGAGUCAAUGUAGACAGAACACACAGGGUGUCUCUGAUGGCAUUUCCAUUGUAGAUGGACGCGUGACCAGACUUGAAAAGGUGUGUGGAAGGUUAGAUGGAAUUUCCGCCAACAUCAAAGAGCUGAAAGAUGGGAUGGAGAGACACAUUGGUGGUCUGCGGGACUGUAUGUACCGGAUGAACGUCACCUGUGGAAACCACGGGGCAGAGAUCGCUGCACUGCAGAAUUCAUUGCAGAGGGUCCAGGGACAGCUGUCUGAGAUGGCCAGACAUGUUAUGAAAGACGUCACUGCCAAAGAGCCAGGAAUGACCUUGAGACCAGAGAGGCCUGCUUCUCCGCCAGAUUCCAGAACCAGAAUCCAACAAAUCCACAUCCCUCUCAUCAUCCCACCGCCGCCGUCCAGCCCCAGGCAGCCAUACAGCCCCAGCCAACCAGCGCAGCCCAACACACACACAGUCGUGAUCAAUACACCGAGGCAGCCGUCCAACCCCCAGCAGCCAGGCCAGUCCAGCCUCCCCCUGGUUCCCGUCAGGCCGGUGGUGGAGACGGGCGAGGCCGGGCCCCCGGGGUACGUACGCAGGGUGACAGUGCGGAGAGGGUCGGAGGACUCGUCGAGAAUGCCGGUCAAAGGGUUCGCCGGCGCACCAGGCUAUCCUCCUCUGCAGCCUGCAUCGUUCAAGCCUCAAACAACCCGCCGCCAAGCUCCGAUAGCAACAAAGGUGCCAUGGAACCCGAUGUAUCAAGCUCCAGUUCACUCACCAGUUUCAGAUUUCAACAGCGCCUUCGCAGAUCCCUUCUCCUUCUCGGCUGGCCUCACGCAGCAGAGCCCCGCUGGAGACUUUGGUGUUAUCCGCUUUAACAGAAUUCUGGUCAAUGAUGGCGGACACUACAAUUCCCAUACAGGGAUCUUCACUGUUCCUCUGGAUGGCCGAUACCUGAUUUCCGGGCUGUUGACGGCGAGGCAGGGUGACCGAGUAGAGGCCGUCCUCUCUGUGUCCAACCGCAGCGUCCAGAGGCUGCAGAGCUCAGCUGGACCCGCUGCCGGUCAACACUGGGGCUCAGCCGGCGCUCACUGUGGCUGCGGAGGCUCGGUGUCCUUCAGCCUCAUCCUGCCCCUGAGGAAAGGAGACCGCGUGGGCUUGGUGAGGACCGGCGGCCAGCUGGCCACCACAGAGGCCAGGGAGAUCCUGUCCACCUACAGCGCCAUCUUCCUGUACGCACCACAGGCCAACAGAUAGCCGGAGCUCAGCUGGGACCGGUUUGCUCCCAGAUAGUUUGACUGGAGGGAAUGUUGAAGAAACUAUAUUUUUCACUGAUUUGCUGUGCUGCAGCUGUUUCACCACACAGUGCCACUGUGUGAAGAUCCUCAGUUAUAAAUUCAGUUUAGAUGCCAUUACAUUUUAAUUUGUAAGCCAUUUGCCAAAUAUACCCGAACACAAGAAGCAAGAUUUGUUUCUAAUAUAUUUGAUUAUAAAGUUGCCUUUUUUGUACCUAUUGUGAAUGUCUUGUGUAUAUAAGUGUUUAUAAAUUAACAUUAAAAAUGUCAUAAAUUGUAAUUAUUAUUUUACCAGAACCAUCUAUGAUCAACAUAUUAGAAUAUGAUAUUGUUGAUAAGGCAAUAAACCGUGUGUAUGUCACUUCAUCUCACUGUGUAAUCUACACUGUACACAGAGAGGCUGAUUAAUAAAUACCACCGAACUUGUAA
Messenger RNA from Acanthopagrus latus (yellowfin seabream), 3988 nucleotides. It is a transcript of the gene emilin2a, whose product is annotated as elastin microfibril interfacer 2a. The record is from RefSeq and is a predicted model, not a curated record. The transcript has 9 exons. Gene Ontology annotation, molecular function: protein binding. Lineage: Eukaryota; Metazoa; Chordata; Actinopteri; Spariformes; Sparidae. The coding region runs from base 102 to 3521 and encodes 1139 amino acids.